UUCCAGGCUCACAUGCAGCCAUUCCCCUCUCUCUUUCUCUCUCUAAAAACCUCCUCCUUUCUCUCUCCACACUCCUUCUCAUUCAACAAUUCCAACUUUGUGUGUUGUGUUAGAAAAAGGUAAAAUGGAACCUCUACUCUUCUUCCUUCAACUUCAACCUUACUCUCAAAUUAACCCUUCCCAUUAUUUUCUCUCUCUCUCUUCCUUUUGCACUCUAGAACUGGAGGUGGUGGGGUUCUCUGACUCAGUCCUUUUUGGCAGCAAUCUUGGUCCUCUUUGAGGGAGGGUUUCACAGGAGCAAAAGAAAGGAGAAAAAGAAGAGUGUUCAUUCAUCAUACUCUAUUGAUUUGGAAUUAGGGUUUACUUGAUUGGUCUCUGGUAGUUUUACUUUGGAUGAUUUGAAUUGAGUUUUGAUUGUGUGUACUGGUUUUGGAUUGGCCUUGCAUACUACUGAGGUAUGGCAAGCAUUGAUGUGUCCAAGUAUGUCCAUAGUCCCGUGCACAGAGCUGUAGCCAUGAAAGACUAUGCUUGUCUGAGGAAGAUACUUUCGGGCCUCCCUCGGUUCUGUGACCCAGCUGAAAUUCGCUCUGAGUCGGCUUCACUGGCUGAGGAACAGAAGGCUGAUGCCAUCUCUGCUGUCGUUGAUAGGCGGGAUGUCCCUAACCGGGACACCCCCCUUCACUUGGCUGUCAAACUCGGUGACGAGACUUCAACCGAGAUGCUUAUGAUUGCUGGUGCAGAUUGGAGCUUGCAAAAUGAGCAGGGUUGGAGUGCACUCCAGGAAGCAAUAUGUAAUAGAGAGGAAGGGAUUGCCAGAGUUAUAGUUAGGCAUUACCAGCCAUUGGCUUGGGCGAAAUGGUGUAGAAGGUUGCCACGGUUGAUUGAAACAAUGAAGAGAAUGAGAGAUUUCUACAUGGAAAUUACAUUCAAUUUUGAGAGCUCUGUUAUUCCUUUCAUAUCGAGGAUUGCACCUUCUGAUACUUAUAAAAUUUGGAAAAGAGGUGCCAAUUUGAGGGCGGAUAUGACUUUGGCUGGUUUUGAUGGGUUCAGAAUACAGCGCUCUGAUCAGACCGUUCUUUUUCUUGGUGAUGGGUCCGAGGAUGGGAAGGUUCAUGCUGGUUCACUUUGCAUGAUCUCGCACAAAGAUAAGGAAGUGAUGAACACUCUGGAUGGUGCUGGUGCUCCAGCGAGCGAGGCAGAGGUGCAGCAAGAAGUUGCAGCGAUGUCUCAGACUAAUAUAAUUAGGCCUGGGAUUGAUGUAACUGAAGCGGUUCUUUUGCCACAGCUGACAUGGAGACGACAGGAGAAAACAGAAAUGGUGGGUCCUUGGAAGGCUAAAGUAUACGAUAUGCACAAUGUGGUUGUGAGCAUCAAAUCCAGAAGGGUCCCAGGGGCUAUGACAGAUGAUGAGUUAUUCUCAUCUUCCAAUGAAAAUGACACAGAAAGUGAUGGCCUUGAUAAUCUUCUUUCAGAGGAGGAAAGAAAGCAACUUGAAGUUGCACUCAAGUUCAAUUCUUCAAAUUUAAGCAAUGAGAAUGGUGAUGUGAUUAUUGAACACCGCCAUAGUUGUUACGACCAAAGGGAGACACCUACUGAGGACAUGGGUAGUUCUAGAAAUGGAGAGAGUUGUUAUGUGCAAAGAGAGAUUCCCAUUGAGGACAUGGGUAGUUGUAGAAAUGGAGAGACUAAGCAGGAAAAGAAAGGAUGGUUUGGUGGCUGGAGAAAACGUGAUACUAAGCAUGAAGGGCAGAAGUUGAAUACAGCACCAAGAAGUUCACUUUGUGUAGAAGAGAAGGUUAGUGAUCUCCUUGGGGAUUCUCCAUCACAAAGUCAGAUCAAACCGGGGAGGCAUUCCAUGGAGAUUGCUGUGAGGGGGGAUGAACAACCUGGAGGAAGGGAUGCCAAAGCGUCCUCAUCCAUGAGUACUGAGAGUGGAACUCGACGCAAGGAAGGAAACCGUGAAAAUGAGUAUAAGAAAGGCUUAAGGCCUGUCCUCUGGCUUUCCCCAGAUUUCCCUUUGCGAACUGAAGAACUCCUUCCAUUGCUUGAUAUUCUAGCAAGCAAAGUUAAAGCCAUUCGUCGCUUACGGGAACUACUUACAACAAAACUUCCUAUGGGUACCUUUCCAGUCAAGGUGUGUUGCAUAAGUAAUUUUUAUAGUUUAAAUUGAUUAUAUGGUCAUUUA
Messenger RNA from Camellia sinensis, 2185 nucleotides. NCBI's taxonomy places the organism in Eukaryota, Viridiplantae, Streptophyta, Magnoliopsida, Ericales, Theaceae. The record is from RefSeq and is a predicted model, not a curated record.